Postia placenta MAD-698-R-SB12 is the source of this 1064-nucleotide messenger RNA. RefSeq lists its product as hypothetical. The transcript is spliced from 3 exons. Gene Ontology annotation, cellular component: preribosome, large subunit precursor. The record is from RefSeq and is a predicted model, not a curated record. The coding region runs from base 84 to 788 and encodes 234 amino acids. Gene Ontology annotation, biological process: maturation of LSU-rRNA; maturation of 5.8S rRNA. NCBI's taxonomy places the organism in Eukaryota, Fungi, Basidiomycota, Agaricomycetes, Polyporales, Adustoporiaceae.
GUCAAACUCUACGGACUCGCUGUGACUUGAUAGAAAAAUUGCUUGAGAACAAACUCCUUACGGUUCGACGAAUUCUCAUACAAAUGGCGCCAACGAUAAAACGGCGAAAACUGUCUGCCGCGGACGACGCCUCGGAGAACGAAGGCAGCAUCCGUACAGACGACGAAGGCGCCUCGCCAGAGGCCUCCGGGUCGGAGGGUUCUGCCAGUGAAGCUGAUUCGGCUCCUGGUUCGGAUGACGAAAUCCCGGAGGCAAAGUGGACGAAGUCGAAGAAGACACUCAAGCGCAAACGUCGCGCUACAGACGCGACACAUUUCGGUGCAACUCUACAGUCUCUGCUGAACACGGAUGCACCGUCUACGCUACCCCUCUCGCUCAAGCCGUCCAUCGAGCGCAGGCGGAAGGACACCAAGCUCGACGCAAAGGGGAAAAAGGUGCUCCAGGUGGAGAAAAAGGACAAGGAAGAGAAGGGCAGGAUACGAGAUGUGAUCGGAGGCUGGGGAGGCGAGAAUGAAAGGGCUCUACGAAAGGUUGCCCAACGAGGCGUGGUCAAGCUAUUCAAUGUGAUUCAGCAGUCACAAGCUGCAUCCACUGCGGCAGCAGAAGAGGUGAAAACCCAAAGAGGUUCUGGAAAACCUACCUUGCCGGCGCCCGUAAUUAGCAAGUCCAAGACCGCCAAGAAAGGCAAGCAAAAGGACAACACCAUCGGACGAGGGAAAGAAACAUCCUUGGCACAGGACGACUUUCUCGACAUCAUUCGGUCUGGAGGCAUCGUAUCGAAGGCGUAGUUUAUGUGAGACGACAAAUAGUGCCCUUCCCUUGGAUCGUUGGAUGCCUGAGCGUUUUCCUCAACUGUGCGGAUGUUUGCGCGCCGUGGUACAGUUUGUGAUUUGCCACCGGCACCGGACCGUUGUGGGUCGGCGACUAAAGAUGAUAUACCACCGAGGUCUGCUCUCGGGGCGAUGCGCACAGCCUAGUACGGCGCAGAUUUUACUGUCUGAAUUGAAGCCGGUCGUACAUAAUAAACCUGUCGUAGAACCUGUACAGACAUGAUGUUUAUGUUC